Molecule: messenger RNA, 2592 nt
Organism: Apiotrichum porosum
Lineage: Eukaryota; Fungi; Basidiomycota; Tremellomycetes; Trichosporonales; Trichosporonaceae
Product: DEAD-box type RNA helicase
Exons: 7
Coding region: 1-2592 (863 amino acids)
Biological process (GO): termination of RNA polymerase II transcription
Cellular component (GO): nuclear body
Molecular function (GO): helicase activity; transcription termination site sequence-specific DNA binding
Source: RefSeq, a predicted model, not a curated record
AUGAACGCUGCGGCUUCUGUCUCAUCACUGACCGCACUGACCACUGGCCACUGUAUCACUGGUCUCCCUUCUUCCCCAUCCUCCUUCUUUCUUCUCAUCUCUCAUCCCACAACCAUCCAUCCAGCACGCAGGCCAAUCCGACCACAACAUCCCUCUGCAACCCACAACAUCCCUCUGCUUUGGAGCCAAGACGCUGGUGUGGAUGACUUGAAGGAACUCAAGCCUCCGACCCCUCUCGCUCCUUUCCCCUACGAGUUUCGCGGCGUUGACUCUCGAGCCGAUAUGAUCCAACUGGUCCUUUUCUGGGCUCCACAUCUUUUGGGAGAGAAUUCAGCCCUUUUCAGCAAGAAGCUCCCAGUGCUCCCUCCGAAACUCGUCGAGGCCCUCGAGGAGGCGGAAAAGAUAAAAGAAUACAUGGUCAACAAAGACAACUAUCGCACCUUCAUGCUCAACCCCCUCGUUUACGAACUGUGGGUCAAAGUGAGGGACAGUGUCGAGUAUGUCCGUGGUACUUUGAACGAGGUACAGGCCGCCGCCCAGCACCAGGCGGUAGACGUUUCCAACCCACCAGUCGAUGCCACUCUCGCCCGAGUGUCCACGGGGACGGUCUGCACCACAGCGUGGAUCUCUCUCCCAACGCUGGUUCUCAGCGCUGUCGAGUGGGAGCGGAGGCAGCGCUCCAGGAACGAGUGGACGCGCGACAGCCUUAUUGUUGUUAUAAGCGAAUGUCGGCUGCCGGCUCUCGUGGUGGUGCAGGAAUUCGAGGUCGAGGAUGACGAGUACAGUGACGGCACGCACAAGGUGUGGCGCCGUCUCAUUGUUGAAACGUUGACUGCAUUCAACGAUCGCCUCCCAACAAUUUCAGGUACUCCAGUUCAACUGUGGACUUGCAAAAAUCUCGCCAUCCACUUCGCAGAGCGCGAAGCACUGUUCGCGCUCUUCAAAAUAUCUCCGAGAAUCCGAAGCGAAAUGUUCAAUGCUUUCAGAUUCCCUUCCCCUCGAAUUGACGUGCCCGCUCCGUGGGCACAAGUUGAGCGUGCAAUGGAUGUGUACAUCGGUACAAACGAGGCCCAAGCGAGGGCCAUCCUCGCGAUUGAAGAUGACGGGUUUCAUCUUCUCGAAGGGUUUCCGGGCUCCGGCAAAACGUACACGGCCAGCUACCUGGUCGGCAAGUUGAUCUCCUCGUCUCCACCGGGGACCAAGAUCCUUGUGACCGCUCCUGGCCACAAGGCUCUCGACAGUAUCUGUCGGGCCCUAAUGGCAGGUAUCCCUUCGUCGACAGGAGAGAAUUUUGUUCCCAACAUCGUUCGCCUGGGCGACCGUGAGGUCAUGGCCGAAUCGGUGUGGCCAAGAUCACUGGGGGCGUUGGUCGAGACUCGACUGUCCCACGCAGAGGCGGAACUCAACGCCUUGAUUACCGAUGCUGCCAACAUAUGCGACAAGCUUGGCGCGCUUCGUCGCCAGAUGGUCCAGCUGGGCGACAGCAAUCCCAGGCACCACGACCUCGUCCGCGACUGCGCGACCCUCGAGAAGCAGCACCAGGAGGCUCUCUCUGAGGUUAAAAAGUCCAAGCUGUCCCUCCAGAGGCGGAAGCGGGCGGUCGUCCAGGAGGAGAUUGCCGUUCUGGCCGAUCCCAGUGUCGACGUGGUGUGCUCGACCCUCGCCUCAUGUGCCAAGAAGGCCUUGCGCAGCGUUGGCUUCCACACUCUUAUCGUCGACGACGCAGCGAGAGCCAGCGAACUGGACACACUCAUUGCACUGGGCCUCGGUUCGCGCCGAGUGGUUCUUGUGGGUGACCGGAAUCUCCUACCGCCUCCCAUUUUCUCGAGCAACUGCCAAGUCAAGGGUUACGACAAAAGCCUGUUUCACCGUCUAGCACCUAGCCACCAUGUGCCGUACCUCGACGUUCAAUACCGCAUGAACCCAGCGAUAUCCAAGCUUCCCGCACUGAUCUAUGGUCACGCCUCCUCCCUCCUUCCUCGCAACGACCACACGAGUCACCAAGUCCAAGACGCUCCUGGAAUGGCAAUCGCCCGUCGUGCCGCAUGGCACAACGAACCCAGACUGGGGGCAUCCAUGUUCUUCCAUGUCUUGGGUAAAGAGGUCGUUGUCGACUUCACGUCCUUUAAGAACGAGUCUGAGGUGAAGGCGGCAAUCGAGCUCUACAGGUUGAUCUGCCACACCACCAAGUCCCUUGGUUCAAAGCCCUCUGUCGCCAUUCUCUCGUUCUACUCGGGGCAAAACGAGUGCAUGAAGAAAUCGUUUCUCAGCGAAUUCGGCUACGACCGGAUCCAAGACAUCCAGUUUCCAACCGUCGAUGGUUACCACGGCCAGGAAGCUGACAUCGUAAUUCUGUCAACCGUCCGCACCAAGGCGGUCGAUUUCCUGUCAACUGCCCGCACCAUCGUGGGGCUCACCCGCGCCAAGUACUCGCGCUUGGUCCUGGGAUCCACUGAUGCCCUGCAAAAGAAUGGUAACUGGCAGCAGCUUAUCCGGGACUGCAAGGGCGGGCAGGGCGGCACCUUCCAGCUUUGUACAGAGAAAUGGGCCGAUCCGAAGGAUGAGGAGCAAGAAGUGAAGAGUGAAGCUUAA